Notothenia coriiceps (black rockcod) is the source of this 2429-nucleotide messenger RNA. It is a transcript of the gene cdipt, whose product is annotated as CDP-diacylglycerol--inositol 3-phosphatidyltransferase (phosphatidylinositol synthase). Gene Ontology annotation, molecular function: CDP-diacylglycerol-inositol 3-phosphatidyltransferase activity. Gene Ontology annotation, cellular component: Golgi apparatus; membrane. Gene Ontology annotation, biological process: phosphatidylinositol biosynthetic process. The transcript is spliced from 6 exons. The record is from RefSeq and is a predicted model, not a curated record. The coding region runs from base 120 to 758 and encodes 212 amino acids. Lineage: Eukaryota; Metazoa; Chordata; Actinopteri; Perciformes; Nototheniidae.
UAGCUGCUGUGAGGAAGUCAUCGUUCAACUAGCAUCCUGUCGCUUUGAGGGAGCUUCUCUUUCAAAUAGGAGUUAUAAUACGAAGCUAACAGAGACAUAACACGACACAAACAUCAACAAUGGAGCAAGAAAAUAUUUUCUACUUCGUUCCCAAUUUAAUUGGUUACGCCCGCAUUGCGCUGGCGUUCAUCUCCUUCCUCCUGAUGCCCUGCUGCCCCUGGCCCGCCGUCUUCUGCUACCUGCUCAGCGCCCUGCUGGACGCCUUCGACGGCCACGCUGCGCGGGCCCUCAACCAGUCCACUAAGUUCGGGGCGAUGAUGGACAUGCUGACGGACCGCUGUGCCACCAUGUGUCUGCUGGUCAACCUGUCGCUGCUCUACCCCUCCUACACCUUCCUGUUUCAGAUCAGCAUGUGUGUGGACAUCGCCAGCCACUGGCUGCACCUGCACAGCUCAACGAUAAAAGGAUCAUCCAGUCACAAGACAAUCGACCUCUCUGGAAACCCCAUCCUCCGGGUCUACUACACGUCCAAGCCCGUACUGUUUGUGAUGUGCGCCGGGAACGAGCUCUUCUUCUGUCUGCUCUACAUCCUGCAUCACAUCGAGGAGCCUGCAGGCUGGCUGUACGGGCUGCAGGCUCUCUGCGGGGUCAUCUGUCUGUUGAAGACCGGCAUCAGCGUGGUGCACCUCGUCACCGCCUCGCAGAACAUGGCCGCCCUCGACACUGCCGAGCGAGAGGCCAACAGGAAGUCACAGUGAGACAAAGAGAGAGUGAGAGCUUCAGCUGCAUGUCCACCACCGUUUCUAUUUAUCUUUUGUUAUUUUAAGGGUUUGUGCACAUAAAUAAGACGUGAAACUGCACUUGUUUUGUUAGACGACUUCAGGAAGGAGGAACGUUUUAUGACCAAAUAUCUCAACUUAAAAUGGGAUUCAUUUUUACAGACAACCAAUCAGAAUCAAGAGAAUCAGAAUUCAGUUCAUUGCAAAAUAGGUCUACUCAUACAAGGAAUUUGUUAUGGUGAAUAAUAGUGCAUACAUACAACGCAGUGAAAGAAAUGUAGUUUUAAAAUAUACUGCUAUUACAAAUGAUUGUAAAAACUAUUAGAAAAUAGUGUGUUAACAUUUUAUAAAUAUACAAAAAAGGAAAUAUAAUAUAAUAGUGGACUGUGAAAAAAACAAGUUUAUACUGCCAAUUUAUUUUACAAUCGUACAGUGUUAAUAGGUUUUAAAUAUAUAUAAAAAUAUAAUGUAUUGUAAAAGAAGAUUUUUAUCAACAUCACUGUUGUCGGAUUAUUAGGGCCUUUGUAGUAAAAAAGUUAUAAAUGAAGCUGUGGUCAAUGCUUUAAUUUACAAAAUCAGAUUCCCUUAUUUUUGAGAAAAAAAUGACACAUUUUGAGGCGAAACCAUUUUUCUGUGAUUACUAAAUAAAAUAAAUCUGAAAAAUAGUAAAUAUUUUUAUUUAUUUUUGUCCUACUUUUGAUCAGAAAGGAUCAAAUGUUUACCAAAUAAACAAUGGUUCGUCACGUACUUGUCUAUUUGAACCAACUCAAAAUAAUGUAAUUUCAACAAGCAUUUAUUCACAUUUUCAUUUGAUACAUUUGGUUAAAAUGUGCACUACAUUUGGAUAGAGUCCUAGCUCCGUCCCAACCACACAUCCAUUAAAACAAACCGUCCACAACUUUGUGGAAAACAAAUGUACCUUUUUGUUCUGAAUUAUUUAGUUUUUAUUGUUAAUCUUCAUGAUCUUUCAAGAUGGAACUGAAUCCCUAAAAUCUACGACAGACCAAAAAACUGAAGCUUUUGUUCACUUGAUGCAUCAUCUUGUUCUUGUUACGUAGAAAAUAUUUCUUUUUUGAAACAGAAAGCAGCUUGUUUUAUUACAAAGCACUGAGCCAGGGAGUGCUUAGAUAUUCCUUGUGUGACCUCCGAGCCAUAUUGUGUUGCUUUUAUUAGAGAUUCCUGCAGAUAUUUUGGUGUUGAUUAAAUGGUGAUAGUCGCACUAGGGAAAGUUAAUCAGUUUGCGCUUAUUUGACAUUUAUGAUGUUUUUGUUGGUGGUAGAAGAGCCGUGUUUCCUUUUUGACAUAGAAACAUAGAUAGUUAUGCAGGUCAUAAGUUAUUUCUGACGUUAAGAGCACCAAGUAUUCUGAUUUUAACUUUUUAAAGAAGUCACUGACCAUGCGUACAUUUACUGCUGUAAAGCCUUUGUUUCGAUGCUGAAUGUGUGUGUUUGUGUGUUGGAAUAUAAAUGUUUGUUUUUGAUGGAACUCAUUAUGCAGAAAGUAUUAUUCUAAAAUAAAAAUGUUUAUUGAUCAUAUGCCAAGUUUAAUAUUAUAUAUACAGAUUUAAAAGUAGGAACAACAUUUGAUGGAUAUUUGGUUUGAAGUGAAGGCGUUUUGAGUUCACUGUAAAAAUAAAGACAAUGAAACCCA